Exophiala spinifera is the source of this 1146-nucleotide messenger RNA. Its product is annotated as adenosine deaminase. The transcript has 2 exons. The coding region runs from base 1 to 1146 and encodes 381 amino acids. Gene Ontology annotation, cellular component: cytosol. Lineage: Eukaryota; Fungi; Ascomycota; Eurotiomycetes; Chaetothyriales; Herpotrichiellaceae. Gene Ontology annotation, biological process: adenine catabolic process; hypoxanthine salvage. Gene Ontology annotation, molecular function: adenine deaminase activity. The record is from RefSeq and is a predicted model, not a curated record.
AUGUCCGUCCUAAGAUCCAUCUCGCUCGCAGAGCGGCAGGCCAUCAAACGGGACAUCCUGGCCAGCAACGACACAUUCGUCGCCGCACUCCCCAAAGUCGAACUACACGUCCACAUCGAAGGCACACUGACGCCCUCACUGCGCUGGAAGCUCGCGCAGCGCAAUGGUAUGACCCUCGGCCUCAAGCGAACGGGAACCGUCUACCACACCCUCGAGCAAUUGGAGGCGUCGUACGAACUGAUCGUGUCGCGACCCGGCCACUCAUUCAACCACGCAGAGGAACGCUUCACAUUUUUCGAAGCGUACUACGAUGGGUUCGAGGUCCUCGUUACCAAGCAGGACUUUUACGACCUGGCCAUGAACUACUUCGAGCACGCCGCGAGCAUGAAUGUGCGUUACUGUGAGCCCUUUUUCGACCCCCAGGGCCACACCAGGAGAGGUGUGUCGUGGGCAACCAUGAUGGGAGGGUUAAAGGAGGCCCAGCUCGAGGCCGAGAGGCGGCUCAAAGUGAAGUCGAAGUGGACCAUGUGCUUCCUGCGUGACAUGUCGCCGGAAUCCGCCAUGGAACAUUUGGAGGCUGCCCUCCCAUACCGCGACAUGAUCGUUGGUAUCGGCCUCGACUCUGACGAGUACUUGCGUCCUCCCUCCUUGUUCGAAGCAGUCUUUUCCCGCGCUCGCGCCGAGGGCUUUCACCUCACCUGCCACUGCGACGUCGGCCAGCAAGACACCCAUGACCACAUCCGCCAAGUCGCCUCAACUAUGGGCGGCACCGGUGCCGAACGGAUCGACCACGGCAUCAACGCUGCAGAAAAGCCCGAGCUCGUGGAGCUCAUCCGCCGCAAUGGACUCGGCAUGACUAUCUGUCCGUGGGCGUACAUGAGGCAUGAGCCGCUCGAUGAGAUCUUUCCACGCUUACGCGUCUUAUACGACGCCGGUAUCCCGGUUUCAAUUGCAAGUGACGAUCCGGCGUACAUGGAGGACUCAUGGCUGAUCCACAACAUGUUGGUCGCUAAGAAGAUGUGCAAUUUCACCAAUGAGGACAUGGAAAAGUUGACCAGGAACGCGGUCAGCAUCUGUUGGGCGCCCGACAAUGUCAAGUCGGACAUUUUGCAAGAGCUGGAAGCGGUGGUGGCAGCGUUUUCUUAA